Calidris pugnax (ruff) is the source of this 708-nucleotide messenger RNA. RefSeq names its product insulin like growth factor binding protein 2 (gene IGFBP2). Bases 61 to 537 code for a protein of 158 amino acids. Gene Ontology annotation, molecular function: insulin-like growth factor I binding; insulin-like growth factor II binding. The transcript is spliced from 3 exons. The record is from RefSeq and is a predicted model, not a curated record. Gene Ontology annotation, biological process: regulation of insulin-like growth factor receptor signaling pathway. Lineage: Eukaryota; Metazoa; Chordata; Aves; Charadriiformes; Scolopacidae. Gene Ontology annotation, cellular component: extracellular region.
GCAGAUAAUGGCGAUGACCGGUCUGAGAGCAUCCUUGCUGAGAACCAUGUGGAUGGCACCAUGGGGAUCCUGAGCGGAGCCGGUGGGAGGAAGCCCGUGAAGACAGGCAUGAAGGAGCUGGCGGUUAUGAUGGAGAAGGUGAACGAGCAGCAGCGGCAGAUGGGCAAAGUUGGCAAGGUCCAUCCCAACCACGAGGACUCGAAGAAGUCGCGGCUGUCGACGGGCAGGACCCCUUGUCAGCAGGAGCUGGAUCAGGUCCUGGAACGCAUCUCCACGAUGCGGCUGCCGGAUGAGCGAGGUCCCCUGGAGCACCUCUACUCCCUCCACAUCCCCAACUGCGACAAGCAUGGCUUGUACAAUCUCAAACAGUGCAAGAUGUCGGUGAACGGGCAGCGUGGCGAGUGCUGGUGCGUGGACCCCAUCCACGGGAAGGUGAUCCAGGGCGCACCCACCAUCCGCGGGGACCCCGAGUGCCACCUCUUCUACACAGCCCACGAGCAGGAGGACCGGGGAGCACAUGCCCUGCGGAGCCAGUAGACGGACGUGAUCCUGCUUGCUGGAGGUGGCUCACCGUGGCCCCAGUGCUGGAUUUUACAUGGGUUUCAGCGUGUCUCUUUAGGCUCUGGAAGAGACUGGGGUUGGGUCCUGCGUGCUGCCUUCCUUCCCCUGCUGCCUGGCUCCUGGGGAGGGGAGGGAUAACGGGAGGAG